This is a messenger RNA of Kogia breviceps (pygmy sperm whale), 4606 nucleotides long. Lineage: Eukaryota; Metazoa; Chordata; Mammalia; Artiodactyla; Physeteridae. The record is from RefSeq and is a predicted model, not a curated record.
CAGUACAGGACUGGGGCAGCAGGUGUGCCUACCCUUGGGUUAAUGGAGGGGGCCCUCUGACCCCCUUGGCCGGCCUUGCCUGGCCAUCAGCCCCCCUUCUAUCUCUAGGUGCUUUUCAGACCAGGUCAGGGAGGAAUGCCUGACACUGGGGGUCUCCCUGGGAGAAAACACCACACUUCUCAGGGAGCCGCAACUCAGGCCCUGAGCUGAGCUCAGCUUCAGCCAAGGACCAGAGAAGGCGUUCAAGUGACAUGGUUCUCAGUCCCUAAGCACAUUCCCCUUUGCUGCUGGCCACCAGUCUUCCCCAGAGCAUCAGGCCCCGAGCCCCAACCGCAGGCCCAGCACCGCCCCUGCCCAGCUGGCACUCAGCUCCCUCAUGUAGUAGUGAAGGGUGACAUGAGACCUACCUGACGGGAACGAUCUGAGGACAGAGCACGAUAGACUCAAGAGAAGGCAGCAGACGCAGGCGCUACUGUUACCCAGGCCACGGCUCUCAGCGUCCCCACGUGAGCUUCCCGAGACACUCACUGAUCCUGCUGCCCCGGUCUCGGGGGCACUGCCAGCUGCACUUUGCACUCCGGUGACCUCAAGCACUUUCAUGGCUGCCCUCCAGGAGGGCAGGCCAGCGGUUCUGCGUGAGCACACAAGCAGGCCAGGACAUGGGGGGAAGGGACUCAGCUCUUGACCCUUCUCCAUGCAUGUGACCCCUCAAACCUCCUUCAGGUUUCUUUAAGGUGAGCACCCCCUACCAUCACCCGGCCCAGCCUCUUCUUUCCGGGGGAGCUGAUCAGCACUCAUGUAGCAUUAAUCAACUGUGAAUCGUUGUGGGGUGAGGGGAUGUCCCCUGAGAUUCCAUCUGGGGAGAAGCUCAUCCCCACAUUUUGCCAAGGUGGCCUCUGCCCAGCUCUCCACAUUGAGCCAUGCUGCUCCCCAGGGAGAGACCCCCGGCCCCCGUACAUGAAGAACUGCAGCCUUGGUCCUGCAGAGUUGAGAGGGAAGAGAGCAACUCGUGGGCAAUAAAGUUGGAGGUAAUGAUAAGUGUGUUUAGGCCACGGUUGUCUCCACUCGCGCCUCCCUGUGUGCUGAACCUCACGUCCUAACAGUAGCCUCCUUGUGCCUUCUUCGUGGGAUCUUGUCAAGUCUUGCCCCGUAGGUAAGGACUGUUUUCAGCCCUUGAAUGGGGCUGCUUUUCCCACCACUUCUCCCAGUUGGUGCUUCCAGUUCCACCUCUGAGCUAUCCAUUCAGACCAGUUAGGCAAGAUCCCCCACCCAGUGGCAGCUGGGAAGUCCCUGGCAGAACACUGCCAGGCUGAGGGGAGGAGGAGGAGGAUGUCUAGUCCUGGGCACUGACCCAGCAGGGAUAGGUGGGGGCAGACCACAUGCCCAGAACAAAGACAUCCCCCCCCCCACCCGCUCCCCACCACUCCUCUGUCCCUGAGGCCUGGCUUCCCGGGAACUGAGCUGGGAGUGAGCCUGCACUCCCAGCCCUUCCAGCCACCCAAGUGUCUGCAGGUGAUCAGAGAUGACUUUCCCAAAGUCGAUUCCCUGGUGGUGGGAGAGGACCUGUCUGAGGAUGGAUGCCACCAGCACACAGGGUGCCUUAUCUAAUCUGGCUCUACACCCCAAAGCUGUGCCCCAGUGUGUGAGCACUGGCCACACGUGCACAACUUGGGGUAAAGGUGGCAGGUUCAGCAGGUUCUUGGAGGGUCCUGGGUGCACGGAAGGGGCAGCGGCCUUGUGCCAGUGUGCCCAGGGCAGGUGCAAAGUUCAGCCUAGCUGACCCCAGGCUUAACAGGUCGCCGCCCUCCACCAAUCUGGGCCUGCUGCAGAGAGCAGAGCCGCCCCAUGUCUCCGGGAGAGGGGCAUCCGGCUGCGGGGCGAGGUAGGGCAGACCACUCCGGAAGAUGCCCCCCUACCGCCAAGCCCACCCACGCGCCGGGAUCGUGAGCGCUGUUCCCUGCCCGCAGGGGUCGCGGCAGGGAUGUCACAGAGGCGGCGACGUCACAGACGCCGGCGCCCCCGGUGUCUCCACCGCCCUCCACAGCCCGCCACCAAAGAGCGCACUGCAGGCAGAGGGGCAGCAGCCACCAGCCCGCUCCCCGCCUCCCAGACAGACUCCCCUGCCCUCACCUCCUUCUCCCUGCCAGGUGCCAAUGGAUUUCCCUGCUGUGACAAGGAGUCGGUGGACAUUGUGGACACACUGGGUGGCAUAAACCAAAACCAGUUCCAACCAAUGCAAGAGGAAGAUGACAUGGAGCUGGAGAAAGAAUUGCUAGAGCUGGAGCCCCCAGACAAAGAGGUCCUGCGCCUAGACCCAGAACUGGAGCCGGAACGGAAGCCCAAGGCUUUCCCGCAGCCAGAGAUGCGCCCGGUUGUCACGGUCAAGCCCAAGGCCAAGCUGGACACGGAUCCCAAGCUGAAGGUGGUUAACUUGGGACCCUUCAUUGAAGACCCCGAGCCACAGGGGUAUAAGACAGAGUCACUCCAGCCCUACGUGGAAGGGCUAAUGCAGCACGACAUCAGCCGAUCGAGUAUGAGGUCAAACUCCAGCUACCUGAGUACCACAGGGGAGGACCCGGCGUCCACCGACCACCACUCCAUCCGCGCGCAGACCUCCGAACACCUCUUAUGGGCAGACAAGUUACUCCAGGCCUCAGAACACAGCCUGCAACAGGUGAUCAGCACGCAGCCCCUCAAGGAGAGCACGACAGAGACCGCCUGCCACCCAGACCAGCCGUCGGCCCCCAAGGACACUGUGUGCUCCAAGAAGCAGAGCCAGGCCCCCAGGGCCCAGCCAGAUCUUCCAGACAAAGUCUCCCAGCAGCCUCCAAGCCCCCAGCCGUCCCCCACCCCACAAACCAUCGGCCUGGCAGAGCUGAUCAACUUCUCAUCUUCCCUGGCCAUGGCCUCCUCCAGCAGGAUGGACUUGCCCAGCUUGGGGCAUGCGAUCAAAGCCCCACUCCAGAGGGCCAUGACGCCUUCCACAAAGCCCACUGCAGAUCACACUGCCCAGCCCACCGUGGACCACCCAGAGCGGGAGAACCUCACUGAGGAGGUGCUAGAGAAGCCACCAGGGGAACCGCUAGAAGCCAGGGAGCUGCAGGAUGCUUCAAAGCAGGAAGACAAGCACUUCCCUCACCCUUACCUUGACUUCAUCAAGCCAGGGUUCAAGAGGGCCGCCGUUAAAGGGGAAGUGAAGUUUCUCCAGCCCCCAAACGUGUCCCCUCAGCCACGAGGAGCUGGGAAAGAUUCGGGAUGGAGCCCAUUAUUGCUGAAAAUCCAUUUUAAGCUGUCGUCCCCGACUUCCCCAGAGAAGACUAGACAAAACCAGUAAAGCCUACAGUGCUGGCCCCCGGCUCAGACUUUUUGUGCAAAUGCUCCUGGACCAGGGAACUCCUCUGGCUGCGGCAUCCUGGUCUCGAUUUUUUUAGGGAUGCCACCCCACUGUAGCUACCCCAGCAGCGCCUGCCCCCUGAGGGCUCUGCCAGCCCUGUUUUGUGCCUGCUCGCUCCCCAUGGGUGGUCCCACUUCCCCUGCACCCAGCUGGACCUCCCGGACAGCAGCAGACUCGUGACUAGGGGAGGCCUCAGUGGUGCCCUUUCUGAGGCUUCUGUUUCUUAGAUGUAAAAGGGGGCAUGUUGGGAUCACCUGAGGCGAGAGCCUGCUGGGGGUGGGGCUGGGCAGGUGAGAAGGCUUCUGGAAGGAGUUCUUCCUGCUUCUCUCCAUGGGGAAGGCCUGGCAUGGGAAAGGGGUGGUGGCCAGGGCUUGAAGGAGGGCAAGAAUGAAGCUAAAGGAUGGGUCCUCCAGGGGCCACCGCCUUGAGUCUGAGGUACCUUCAGCAUAGGGGAGAGCCCAUGUGUAAUGAUGCACUUCUGCAUGCAACACACACACACACACACACACACACACACACACAGACCAGCAGCUGACCAGCAUGUUACACAUACAGAUAUUCACAUAACAAAGCCACAUGCAGACCGAGGAAGCAUGUUCCACACAUGCAGUGCACACAGGCACACACAAACACAGUACCUGUGACCCAGACACAUGCACACAAACACACAAGCCUCCCCACAGUGGGGGAGGACAGGCAAUGUGGAGAAGCUUCUGGAAGAGGAGAUGGCAGCAAAGGAGGGAAGAGAACUUGGAGUGCAGGGAUGGGCAUGCGCAGGAAGAGGGACGUUGGGCAGGAAGAGACGGGGAGACAGCACCGAGGCUUGGGACUUGGUGAGCCUUGAGACCUACUCUGGGCCAAGGCUUCCCGUGCAGUGAAAUCUCCACCUUGCAGAUCCUCAGAAUCCUGCCCCACCUUGAGACGGGGCUGAGGAGGGAGGUGCCCAGGGCCUGGGAGAAUGGGAUUAGGAAGGGGCGAGCAGUUACGAAUGGGCCAGGGCCAGAGAAGGGGGCAGGAGGCUGGAAGGAAGGAUGAAGAAGAGACCCAGAGGUGAGUGUCUGGGGAGGGGCUGGGCCAGAACGGUCAUCUGGCUUUUGGGAUGCAUCUUCCCAGAGUAUUUUGUUAAUGUGGUUUGUGGGUUUGCAUCGUUUGGAGGAAGGGCUCCUUCCCUCCCCGGGGGUCCUGGGGUAAGGUGGGCCACAGCCCCAACUU